This is a messenger RNA of Dermacentor andersoni, 1857 nucleotides long. Its product is annotated as derlin-1-like. The record is from RefSeq and is a predicted model, not a curated record. Lineage: Eukaryota; Metazoa; Arthropoda; Arachnida; Ixodida; Ixodidae.
ACAUCGACAUUUUCGAUGGCCGCACGCGCGGCGCUCCGGGCGCUCGAAAGUACACGUCGUUCUAGGUUGUAGCACCGAGUUCUGAAAAAUUCGAGGUGUGAUAAGCGCGGUGUGUGGACUCCGACCCCGCAACAGCAAUGACGGAGAUUGCCGACUGGUUCCGCAGUUUGCCCGUCUUCACACGCUAUUGGUUCGGCUUGUCCGUGCUGUUCCCUAUCCUUGGCCGCUUUAGGCUGGUCAACCCGCAGCAUUUAGUGCUCAGUUACGACCACUUUAUCAAAGGCUUUCAGAUAUGGCGGCCAAUCACGUCUGUGUUCUUCUACCCAAUGGGUUUCCACUACCUGGUGAACCUUUACUUCCUCUACACAUACUCCAUACGCCUGGAAACAGGUCUCUUUGAUGGGCACCCGGCCAAUUACCUCUUCAUGCUGCUUUUCAACUGGAUCUGCAUAGUUAUUGUCGCCCUCUUGUCAGACCUCAUGCUCCUCAUGGACCCCUUGGUGCUGAGUGUCCUCUACGUUUGGUGUCAGCUCAACAAGGACGUCAUUGUAACCUUCUGGUUUGGCACACAAUUCAAGGCCAUCUACCUUCCCUGGGUCCUGCUUGCAUUCAACAUGAUAAUCAGUGGCGGGGGCCUGUAUGAGCUUAUCGGCAUCCUGGUGGGACACCUCUACUUCUUCCUCAUGUUCAAGUACCCACAGGAGUUUGGUGGCCGCAACCUUCUCCAAGUGCCCUCCAUCUUGUAUCGCUACUUCCCAGACCGCGUUGGUGGUGUGAGCGGCUUUGGCCAGGCUCCGGCGCCAAGGAGACCAGCAGAUGGUGGCAACAAUGACCCCAAUGCAGGAGGUGGCUGGCACAACUGGGGAAGGGGCCAAGUACUCGGGAACUAGGGUCCAGACGGCAUCGCUCCGGACGCGCCCUUCUGGAGCUACCUGCAAUGGGGCACAACCACUUUCCUGAGGAGGGGGAGCAUGGGCAAGAACCUCGAGUUCGCCACGCGAGUGUGGUGGCAGUCACGUCAAAAGUGCAUGGCGCUGAACACCAUUCCUUCCUUGUCGUGGUGUAACCCCUCUCCCCCCACUCUUUCCUGACUUAUGUGACCCCAGUCUCUUCCCUCAUUUCCUUUUUCGUGCUGGGCACGAGUUGGUGAUAAACUUCAGCUUUAACCCCAUAAUGCUAGGGGAAGAGGCAAGAUGUUCAAAAACAGAAAAGUAGCACAAGCAUUCUUGCGACGAGUCGGGCCAGUAUUGUUCGAAACGUGUGUCGCACAAGAGACUGUCAUAAUCAGAGCCAAGCCUUAGAUAUAAAUUAUUCUUUUUCCAGUGUGUUGCUCGAUUUUCCUGUCUUUCAUGUGAGCGCCAUGCUUAACAAUUCUCUGGAGCGACGUCAGUUGACGUAACAGUUUCCGGAUGCUGUGGAUCAGCUGUUUCGAUCAUGCUCUCAGGCCAGAAAAUGUUAAAUAAAAUUUGCACUUCUUUUUCUUUAAGUGAAGCCCAUUGGUUGAUCUAUGUGUAGGUGUUGCUGCAAAGCAAUGUUAGUUAGCACUGAUGAUUGUGUUUUCUAACCUUGGCAGCUGCUGAUGUUAGAGCGCUUGGAGAAUUGCUGAAAGCUUGCAGAGUUUUUGUUUGUUGAGCACGGACUGAAUCGCACAUGCUAGGCUGAUAAAAUGUGUUGUGGUUGAGCUUGCCGUCACUCCAUUUUCUUUCUGUCACAGACGCCCAUUUCUGCAGAUUACAACAGCUGCAUUAGGCUUCUUUGCUUCGCAGCUGAGCUUUACUUGCUUUAAUUGAUCUGAGAAUGGGAGCAGAUCUUUGUUGGGAUAUGUAUUGAAAUAAAGCAGUUUUUUAUUUCAUGGAA